Messenger RNA from Sinocyclocheilus rhinocerous, 1736 nucleotides. RefSeq names its product solute carrier family 9 member 2 (gene slc9a2). The coding region runs from base 18 to 1736 and encodes 572 amino acids. The record is from RefSeq and is a predicted model, not a curated record. Gene Ontology annotation, biological process: potassium ion transmembrane transport; regulation of intracellular pH; sodium ion import across plasma membrane. Gene Ontology annotation, cellular component: plasma membrane. NCBI's taxonomy places the organism in Eukaryota, Metazoa, Chordata, Actinopteri, Cypriniformes, Cyprinidae. The transcript is spliced from 8 exons. Gene Ontology annotation, molecular function: potassium:proton antiporter activity; sodium:proton antiporter activity.
AUGUAUUUUGAGAAAAUAUGGUGCUUAAUUUUAAAGAGAGGUCGCCUUUCAACUUUUUGAUGUGCGUAAUUUGCAUUGCAUCUCUUGGAUACGGAGCAAACGUCGAUGUUCCUUUUGAACCGACUCCUACUGCUCCAUCUAAACUUCCUUGGAGCCCGAUGGAGGAGACUGAUCCUGACCUCGACCCAGGUGAAACCACCCAAGCGGUGUUUACACUGAACUACCCCCGCAUUCAGCUCCCGUUUGAGAUUACUUUAUGGGUGCUACUUGCGUCCUUUGCCAAAAUAGGUUUCCAUGUUUACCAUAAGAUCACGGUCUGGGUUCCAGAGUCAUGUUUGCUGAUCUCCAUUGGUCUCAUAGUCGGGGGCAUCAUGCACUCGUUGCACGAGAAGCCGCCGUCAGUGCUCACCUCCAACACCUUUUUCCUCUAUAUGUUGCCACCCAUUGUUCUAGACUCGGGCUACUUCAUGCCCACUCGGCCUUUCUUUGAGAAUUUCGGCACGGUGCUGUGGUUUGCUGUUGUUGGCACCUUGUGGAAUUCUAUUGGCAUUGGCAUCUCUCUAUUUGCCAUCUGCCAGAUCGAGGUGUUUGGUGUGCAGGACAUUACACUGCAGGAGAACCUCCUCUUCGCCUCCAUCAUCUCAGCCGUAGAACCAGUGGCUGUCCUCACUGUGUUUGAGGACAUCAGCAUCCAUGAGCAGCUCUAUAUUGUGGUAUUUGGAGAGUGCCUGUUCAAUGAUGCUGUCACUGUGGUGCUCUAUAAUCUAUUCAAUCAUGUAGCAGCGAUGGAGGUGGUUGAAGCCGGAGACGUUUUUCUGGACAUAGGUCGAUUUUUUGUGGUUGGUUUGGGCGGUACGAUUUUCGGUGUACUGUUUGGCUUUGUGGCAGCCUUCACCACACGCUUUACAGGAAAAGUGAGAGAGAUCGAGCCUCUAAUCAUCUUCCUGUACAGCUACCUGGCCUACCUCAUAGCUGAGCUCCUUGCCAUCUCCAGCAUCAUGGCUAUUGUAAUCUGCGCCUUGACUAUGAAGUAUUACGUUGAGGAGAAUGUAUCCCAGCGCUCCUGCACCACUAUUCGGCAUGUCAUUAAGAUGGUUGGAAGUGUGUCGGAAACUCUGAUAUUCUUCUUUCUGGGUGUUGUUACCAUAACGACAGAGCACGAGUGGAACUGGGGCUACAUCCUCUUUACUCUGCUGUUUGCUUUUCUUUGGAGAGGCCUGGGGAUCCUGGUCCUAACGCAGAUCAUUAACCCCUUCCGCACAAUUCCUUUCAACUUCAAAGAUCAGUUUGGUUUGGCCUAUGGUGGGUUGAGAGGAGCUGUGUCUUUUGCCUUGGCCUUCACUCUCCCAGACAGCAUUGGCCGUAAGAAGCUGUUCAUCACAGGCACGAUUGUUGUCAUCAUCUUCACAGUGUUCAUUCAGUGGUGCAUUGGAAUUAUUCAUGUUUAUUUUGUUGCUUCUAAUGUCCCUUGUGAUAUUUCACAAUUUGUUAUCUAUAUUUUUAUCCAUUAUGCUUCACAGACAGUGUCUUACACUAAUAAGCAUACAUUACCCAAUGAUAUCACAGCCAGGGAGAUCCUGAUGAGACGCCACACAAGCUUACGACGCAGCCUCAGAGCUGGAAGCUUCCAUGGCACUAAUGCUGCAAAAAUGUCCCAGAAGUAUUUCUCUCUGCCUAUGGGCCGGAGUCUGAACUCUGGAUUUCCUUCAGGGAGACUCGGUAACACUGAGGUGUAA